Molecule: messenger RNA, 704 nt
Organism: Sapajus apella (tufted capuchin)
Lineage: Eukaryota; Metazoa; Chordata; Mammalia; Primates; Cebidae
Product: RNA-binding motif protein, X chromosome-like
Exons: 1
Coding region: 53-502 (149 amino acids)
Biological process (GO): positive regulation of mRNA splicing, via spliceosome
Cellular component (GO): spliceosomal complex
Molecular function (GO): RNA binding
Source: RefSeq, a predicted model, not a curated record
AGCUCUUGAAGCAGUAUUUGGCAAAUAUGGACGAAUAGUGGAAGUACUCUUGAUGAAAGACCUUGAAACCAACAAAUCAAGAAGAUUUGCUUUUGUCACCUUUGAAAGCCCAGAAGAUGCUAACGAUGCAGCCAGAAUCAUGAAUGGAAAGUCAUUAGAUGGAAAAGCCAUCAAAGUAGAACAAGCCACCAAACCAUCGUUUGAAAGUAGUAGACAUGGGCCGCCUCUACCUCCAAGAGGUCUUAGAGAUGGAAGAGGAGGAAGUGGAGGAACCAGGCGACCACCCUCCUGGGGAGGACACAUGGAUGAUGGUGGAUAUUCCAUGAAUUUUAACAUGAGUUCUUCUAGGGGACCACUCCCAGUAAAAAGAGGACCACCACCAAGAAGUGGUGGUCCUCCUCCUAAGAGAUCUGCACCUUCAGGACCAGUUGGCAGCAGCAGUGGAAUGGGAGGAAGAGCUCCUGUAUCACAUGGAAGAGAUAGUUCCGGAGGUCUACCUUGAAGAGAGCCACCGCCCUCUCGUAGAGAUGUUUAUUUGUCCCCAAGAGAUGAUGGGUAUUCUACUAAAGGCAGCUAUUCCAGCAGAUUACCCAAGUUCUCAUAAUACAAGAGAUUAUGUACCACCACCACGAGAUUAUACUUACCGUGAUUAUGGUCAUUCCAGUUCACGUGAUGACUAUCCAUCAAGAGGCUAUAGCGAUGGA